UACGCAUGCGUGAACAUCUACUCAGCAGGUAAACUACACCAUGGCGGCGAGAGGCCAUGUGCAAGAUCCAAACGACAGGAGGCUCAGACCUAUAUACGAUUACCUUGAUAAUGGCAAUAACAAAAUGGCGAUACAGCAGGCAGAUAAACUGCUGAAGAAACAUAAGGACCUGCACUGUGCCAAGGUCCUGAAGGCGAUUGGCCUUCAGAGGACUGGAAAGCAGGAUGAAGCUUUCACUUUAGCCCAGGAAGUGGCCACUCUCGAGCCCACUGAUGACAACUCGCUUCAGGCUCUGACUAUACUGUACAGAGAGAUGCAUCGUCCUGAGUUGGUCACCAAGCUGUAUGAGGCUGCAGUGAAGAAGGUUCCUCUAAGCGAAGAGUAUCACUCUCACCUCUUCAUGGCGUACGCUCGUGUGGGAGAAUACAAAAAGAUGCAGCAGGCAGGAAUGGCCUUGUAUAAAAUUGUCCCGAAGAAUCCCUAUUACUUUUGGUCGGUCAUGAGUCUUGUGAUGCAGGCAAUCUCAGCCCAAGAUGAAAAGUUGGCUCAGACCAUGUUCCUGCCUCUGGCUGAACGCAUGGUGGAAAAAAUGGUCAAGGAGGAAAAGAUUGAAGCAGAAGCAGAGGUGCAACUGUAUUUUAUGAUCCUAGAGCGCUUGGGGAAAUGUGUAGAGGCCCUUGAAGUGAUCCGGGGCCCACUUGGGGAGAAGCUGACCAGUGAGCUGCAGAGCAGAGAAAACAAAUGUAUGAUGCUGUACAAGCGACUGCAACGCUGGCCAGAGUGCAACGCUUUGGCCCACAAACUGCUACUUAAAAAUCCUGAUGAUUGGCAGUUCUACCCGGCUUACUUUGACUCUCUCUUUCACUUGGUGGAUCAGUCGUGGAGCCCGCCAGAAGAAGGCGAACACUGUUCAGAGGGUUCAGUACAUCACACUGUGGUUGAGGUGGUGAGGUUUGUGGAGGAGAGGAUUAAGGGGGAGGACAACAAAGAGUCCCGCUCACUCAGAGGGCCUUACUUGGCUCGUCUUGAAUUAAUGCACAGACUGAGAGAAAGAGGCUGUCCUGAGGAAAGCCUGCUAGGUGAGCCUUUAGAGUUAAUGGUGCAAUUCUUCAACAAGUUUGGAGACAAGCCCUGCUGCAUCACUGACCUAAAAAUAUACCUACACCUGCUGUCUCCUGAGCAGCAUGUUCAGUUCAUUAAUCAUCUUAGUGAAGCAGUUCCACUGGGCAACCAGGAAGAGGAAGGAUUUGCUUUUCCAGAGGACACCAAGGCGCUGCAGAGGCAUUUGUGUGUUUGUCAGCUGAGCCGUGCACUAGGGCUGCAUCAUUCCCUUGACGUGGAUGGCAAACUUCAUCUUAUCACAGAGCUUAAGGCUCACUAUCAUCAUGGGCUUAAGUUUGGAAAGAACGCUCUAAAGACGGAGCUGCAGUUUUCUGAUAUGUAUUGUCUCAUGGCCGCUCAUGUAUACAUUGACUUAUGGACAGAGACCGGAGAUGAGGACAUGAUGUGGCAGUGUUUGGGUCUCCUCCAGGAGGGACUAUCUCACAGUCCUUCCAACGCCCAGUUCAAGCUGCUGUUACUGCUCCUGUACUGUCGACUGGGAGCGUUUGAGCCUGUAGUGGACCUUUACUCAAGCCUGGAUGCCAAGCAUGUACAGCAUGACACCAUAGGUUUUCUGUUAACGCGCUAUGCUGAGUCACUGGGUCAGUUUGCUGCAGCCUCCCAGUCCUGUAAUUUCUCCCUCAGGUUUUUCCACUCGAACCAGAAAGAUACCUCAGAGUAUAUCAUCCAGGCAUAUAAGUAUGGAGCGUUUGAGAAAAUCCCAGAGUUCAUUGCUCUCAGAAACAGGUUAAACCAGUCGCUGCACUUUGCCCAGGUCCGCACUGAGAGGAUGCUGCUCGACCUCUUCCUUGAGGCUGAUAUUGUCUUGAGUCUGGAAGAGAGUGUGAAGGCCAUGUCUUUGUCUGCAGAAGAGGAUGACAUCCCCUGGGAUAGUAUGAGGGACAACAGAGACCUAACUGUUUUUACGUGCUGGGAUCCUAAAGACAGACAGCUAACAGAUGAACACAGACGUCAGUCUCUAGAGGAAGAGUCCAUGUGGCUCAGAAUACGUUCUCUAACGCUUCGCCUCCUCGCCUCAUUGGCUGCGUUGGCACAUAUGCCCUCACAGCAAAACUCUGAGAUAUCUAAUGAGAACGGAGUGGGAGACAAGACCUCAAUUCUCAGCAGCCUGCUCUCCCAGCUGAACCAGGCUCUACAGACAGCAGCUCAGAUGGCAGAAAAACACAUACAGUAUCCAUUCCUGGGACCACCCUCGACCCGUCUGGUCCUAGCUUUGUCCAGUGGAAGCUGUCAGUGUCAGGCUGCAGCCCUGCAGUUGUCUGUCCACCUACAUGAGCUCGAGAUGGCUGGACUUGAUGGGUCAUCCGAGCUUCAGACACAGAUCUGUAACGGUUUCAAAUCAAUAGUAGUUCAGCUUCAAGAAAUCCUGAAUAAAUGCAAAGGAGAUUUAUUGGAAAUGAAAGAAGGCAAAUUAAAAACCCAGCCGUCCUUAUUAGAAAACCUAGUCUUCUUUGUUGAGACUGUGUGCAUAGUCCUGUGGAUGGCUAGUUACUGUGCCAAGAUCCUUCGACCACUGAAGACUAGUUUACAGAAAAAGAAAAAGAAGAAAAAGGAUGCAAACACAGCUCUGCCAGUGGUGAUGUGUGGCUUCCAGGAGCUGACAGGGAAUUUGCAAGACCUGCUGACACAGGCCAUGGAGCAUAUAAAGGGCCAAGAGACUGCCAUGACAUCACUUAAAUUGUCCACUUUAACCUUGGAAGGAUACACACAGGAGGAAGUGUCGUUUACGAAAGCUGCUACGGAUAAGGUGCAGUACAGUUACCUCCGCUCCCUACAGGAGGUGGGAGAUCUGCUCAAGAAGAGAACAGAAACUAUAAAGAACCUCAAGAUAUGAACGCCAUCACGCAUGUCCAGAAUAACUCGCCCUCGACCAUCACCCCUAAAUGCCCCACACCACCAUCUACUGUCAGCCCACCAGCUAUCCUACAAAUCCUUCCCUCUUCACUGAUGAUGGAAGUUCCUGGGCCUCCCAUGUUCUCAGUCAUUUCUGACCUUGAAAUUCUCACUCGGCGUUUGUGAGUUUUUGAUGUCUUUUUCUUUUUCUUUCAAUACACACCUCUGGAACAUUUGCAACUCUUAUAGCACAUAAGCUUGUAAUGAAAUUCAUGAAUUUAUACAACAGUUCUAAGUAAAAAUGAGGAAAAGAGACAUGUUCCUUUAACAGGUGCAAAAGAAGAAGAAGAAGAAAAAAAAAUAAAAAAAAUAAAAAAAUAUAUAAAAAUAAAUAAAUUAGUGAAUACGCAGUUUUAGAACAGCUAAUCUAAUAAAUUAUUGUACAUAAUAAAGAGCAACAACCACAACUCCGUGACUAAAUGAGAAUAUAAGACACAAUAAACCACUAUGUGUGUUGGUCAGUUAUGUUUCCUUUUUUAUUAUUUUUGACUCUAUUAUUUUCUGGUGAGUUCCAAAAAAAGAAAAACGCAGUUGAAGGAUUGCUUUUCCAGCACAUUGGAGAGCAAAUGGGCACAAUUUUGCAAUGAACUCUUUGUAACUCUUUGGACGCCUGACCGCCUGCAGGAAGCCUUCAGACUGAUGUUUCCCUAUACACAAAUUAUUGUCAUCGUCAUUUAAAAAAAAAAAAAAAAAAUUCCUUUGCUUCGUGUACCCUGUGUGUUUAUGUGACUUUAGCACUAAAAGUGGAACCACCUCUGUAGUUGCAGUAUUACAAAGAGCAAUGUUGGAAUGAGUUACUUAAUCAGGGUUGGGUUUUUUUUCUUUUUUGGGGAGGUUAUUGUCUGCCGCUCUUUUUUGUUUGUUUGUUUUUUAAUACUAGUGGCACCAUUAGUAGAAGCGGUGCUUGUAAACACGGUCUUGUGGAAUCAGGUUGUUCCAGCACAAAGAAGAAAUCAGGCUUCAGAACUUUUAGAGACAGGAAUGAUUAGAAUUAUUUAAGAGACCAUCUAUGACUAUCAUAACAUGAAUGUUCACCAAAAACAUGCUUUCUGUUGAGGCUGCGAAUAUGCAACUGCUUGAAUUUGCGUUGCUGAAGGAAAAAGAAAAAGUGACAGUUAUAAAGAUAAAUGCAAAGGAGACUGUGACUAGACUGGAUAUACUGACACUCAUGUUCAUACUAGACCAGAUUAUAUGUCCAGCCAAUAUGCAGCUUCAUAGUAACUGUCCUGGGACAACUCUUCUGUCUCAGGUGUGUUUCACAGGCAGACAUUGGACCUAAUUGUAAAUAGCUGAAGCAGCCUUUUUUUGAAGUACUGUGUGUGAGUGAGGACUUCAGUGUGUUUUUAAAAGCAGGUGCAGUAGAUGCUAUGAGAUUUGUCCUGUGUUAAUGGUUUUGUCAUUCCCGCUUUAUUCCCUCAUCUUCCUUCCUCCCCCUACUAAAAGACUCGUGAACCAAAAUGGUGUCAUCAGCUGCUGCAUCUUCCCAAUUUGUGCAAAAUUAGCAUCUUGUGCUGUCAUCAGUAAACAGGAGGUGGAGGAAAGAAGCAAAUGGAGGCAUAGUUUACAAAUACCAAGGGGCACUGAUGGCACUGCAGGUUGUGUGCAGUUUUAUUUAUACUGUUGUAAGAAUUUGGCACAGCAAUGUGAAUAUGUGAGUAAAUGACAAACUCUUCCCCUUCCUGUUAGUCCUGAAUAUACAUUCAGUGGCAUACACAUCUGCUAAUAAAUGCCUUUUUUUUUUCCUUUUUUUUUCUUUUUUCUUUAAAGAGUCGAGCCCAUCUGUUUGAGUGGUUGGACAGAAGGUGUCUGUGAUCUGAUUACAUGUGUUGAGAAUAAUGGUUGACAAUCUGGAGUGUCAUCUUGCCACCCUCUUUUGUUAGAAAAUGGAAAACAGAAACACUGGAAUGUCAAAGCUUUUUUAAAAUAAA
This is a messenger RNA of Pundamilia nyererei, 4943 nucleotides long. It is a transcript of the gene naa25, whose product is annotated as N-alpha-acetyltransferase 25, NatB auxiliary subunit. The record is from RefSeq and is a predicted model, not a curated record. Gene Ontology annotation, cellular component: cytoplasm; NatB complex. Lineage: Eukaryota; Metazoa; Chordata; Actinopteri; Cichliformes; Cichlidae. The transcript is spliced from 24 exons. Gene Ontology annotation, biological process: N-terminal peptidyl-methionine acetylation. The coding region runs from base 41 to 2956 and encodes 971 amino acids. Gene Ontology annotation, molecular function: protein binding.